AUGAGAACAGAUAUUACGCUUUUUAUAUUCAAUGCGCCUAUAGAUCAAUAUUUUCAGGGUAAAGAAAGGAAUGUACAUACUCAGUUACAGCCAUUAAGCGUGCGUGAGGACUCUAUAAUGGGAAGCAAAUGCCAAGAAGUUUUUGUGGCCCUCGGAAAAGACCUGUUACAAAGUGUCUCUACUCUCCGAUGGACUCUCCAGAACAAACCAGCUGAAUCUUUAGUUUUACUUCACGUUCAGCAUCCUAUAAGAACCAUUCCAUCGCCCUUUGGGAAAAUUCCUCUCAAUCGAGUAUGCAAGAGUGUGGUGGACGCGCACGUAGAGGAUGAAAAGCGAAAGUUAAAUGAUUGCAUGGAAUUUUAUUUGCAGAUUUGUUCCCAAGCCAAGGUGAAAGCAAAGGCUUUGAUAGUUAUGAGGGCGGAUGUUCGCAGGGGAAUCGUCGAAAUGGUUUCAGAGCAAGUUAUCAGAAAGCUUAUCAUGGGCACAUCGUCAGCAGGCGGUGCAGAAUCCAAGAGAAAGAUGCAACGAGCAGGCAAAGCGGGUUACGUUCUAAUGCACGCGAUCAACUCCUGCGACAUAUCGAUCGUGUGUAAAGGAAAACUUCUAGCAGUGAGGGAAAGAUCUUUCGUGGAUAAUGUUGAUAUUUAUAGGCACCAUCGUUCGUUUGCUAAUGCGAAUUUCGAAACAUCAUCAGAGGAUUUUGGUGGACCAUGGUCAUUGCAGCCAAACUUCCUACUAGAUUCGCCCACCCCCAUUAAAACACCGGAGAAAUUUUUAAAUGAGCGAGGGUUUACGCCAGACAGUGUCAUGAGAGAUAGUAAGCCUGACAAAGAGAACCAAUUGGUUUUGACGCAAUCAGUGAACUUUCCUGAGAGGACAGAUAGGGAAAGCCUGAAAUUUGUGCUCAGGGAUGCGUCGGAAGAGGCGGAGAACGAAAAGGCGGAUGCCAUGGAGUCAGCUCGCAAGUUUAGGGCUACUGAAGCUGCCCUACAAGAUGCGAUAUUGGUGUCGAAAAUGAAAGAAGAGUAUUGCCAAGACUUAACAAGGAGGGUAAAGGAAGUGGAAGAGGAGCUAGAAGUAAUGUCGACAACGGGAAAUCAGUGGCCACACAAUUGA
Cryptomeria japonica (Japanese cedar) is the source of this 1116-nucleotide messenger RNA. Its product is annotated as U-box domain-containing protein 33-like. The record is from RefSeq and is a predicted model, not a curated record. NCBI's taxonomy places the organism in Eukaryota, Viridiplantae, Streptophyta, Pinopsida, Cupressales, Cupressaceae. Bases 1 to 1116 code for a protein of 371 amino acids. The transcript is spliced from 8 exons.